Messenger RNA from Zootoca vivipara (common lizard), 1102 nucleotides. RefSeq names its product 2-oxoglutarate and iron dependent oxygenase domain containing 2 (gene OGFOD2). Gene Ontology annotation, molecular function: L-ascorbic acid binding; oxidoreductase activity, acting on paired donors, with incorporation or reduction of molecular oxygen; iron ion binding. The record is from RefSeq and is a predicted model, not a curated record. Lineage: Eukaryota; Metazoa; Chordata; Lepidosauria; Squamata; Lacertidae.
CGAGGUCCGACUGGAAUCAUGGAGCCCAGCAGUAUGGGGCUGAGGCCAGGGCCGUUCCUAGCCUGCGCCUGCUUCUUCACCGACAACCUGUUCGUGCCGCGGUAUGGGCUUCACCUCCGCUACCACGGGGAUCCAGAGCAGCUGCGGAGGGAUUAUGGACCGGUAUUAAGACAACGAGGCUGCAGAAGCGUGGAAGAAUUUGAGACAGUAAUCCAAGAGGUUGAAAAAGAAGUCCAGAGGAGAAAGGAAUUAGAGCACCGCUCUAGGGAAAGGAAAGCAAUAAUUUCCCAGAACUACAAGCCAAAGCAUCCACAACUGUAUACUUUACAGGAAUCAUUUCUUGCACCAGAAUUUUUAGAAACAGUCAGAUACUGCGCAUCCAAAGGUGCUGAUCUUCAAGGCCUCUUGGACCGUGUGGAAUCUAUAUCAGAUAAGAGAAUCUACCGACUGCCAGUGUUUGCCAAGGAAUUCUGUCAAGCUUUCAUUGAGGAGCUAGAGAACUUUGAACAAUCUGAGCUACCCAAAGGGAGGCCCAACUCUAUGAAUAAUUAUGGGGUUCUCUUAAACGAACUUGGGUUGGAUGAAACUUUCAUCACCUCUCUGCGUGAAAAAUACCUACAGCCCCUCACAGCUUUGCUUUACCCGGACUGUGGGGGAGGCUGUUUGGACAGCCAUAAGGCCUUUGUGGUGAAAUACGCUUUGCAGGAAGACCUGGAUUUGAGUUCCCACUACGACAAUGCGGAAGUGACUCUCAACAUUUCCCUGGGGAAAGAGUUCACCGAGGGCAACCUCUAUUUCGCUGAAUUCAGAAAGGACACCAACCCGGUGCCAAAGUACAUCGAAGUUGAACAUGUCCCCUUAUAUGGCUUGUUCCACCGGGGAGGACAAAUUCACGGGGCGCUGCCUAUCGCCUCUGGGGAGCGCUGGAACCUGAUUAUCUGGAUGCGAUCGUCCUUUGUCCGGAAUCAUCUUUGCCCCAUGUGCAACAGAGAGCCUGAAUUGGUGCAGGCAGAGGGAUUUGGAGAUGGCUUCACCAGGAGUUCUGAAAAUGUACAGCCUGAGACUGUGGAUGUGUGCUCCUUAACAUAGUGGGGUGAUGUGC